UUGACCAUUACGAAACAUUCAGUUGUGUAACCUCGAUCGGGUAGCUUUGGUGAUCCCGGGGACUCAGUGGGAAUAGAAUCGCGCGAACAUCAAGAUUGAUUCCAGUGGCCUCAUUCCGGUUCCGUUUUUUUUUGUGUCAAACGUCCUAUUUAUAGAGUGCUUGGUGCCAGGGAAUCCUCGUGAAAGGUAGUAGAACUUGAUCGGACGUUGAGUAAAGUUGGUUGAACAAGGGAGACACAUUAGUGUAAAAGGUGUUUGAAAAAAGUUUAGAAAAAUCAAGGACUGUCGACAUCAUCAAGUUUGUCAACUGAAAGCGGAAAUUAUGAAAUCGUUAUAUGCAUUUCUGCUGCUAACGAUAUGGUUCAUCUGUUCGGUUAGCGCCCUGCCACGAGACAAGGCCACCCAGAAUGAUGGGUCCGGCAAGCUACAAAAGUCGUCUCCGGGACGAAACAUGGUCGGCCAAUCUACCAACGUCAUCACGGCCAGCAUGCUCAAGGGCAGCAUCGAGUCCGGUGCCAAUCAGGUCUUUUCGCCGAUUGGCUUCGCCUCGAUUCUGGCCAUGAUCAGCGAAGGUGCCGCCGGCCAAACGCUGCAGGAGUUCUACGACGUGUUUGGUUUUCCCCAGGAUCGGGAUGCUGUUCGCGGUGCGUUCGAGGAAUCGUUGAAGCGUUUGAACAAGCAGAAUCCUAGCAAAGAGCCGCAGUUCAAGAGCUGGUUCUACAUUUACAAGAACAACACCGUUAAGCCGGACUACCGAACGGUAUUACUCGAGAACUACUACGUAGAUGUGCGGGAUAUCGAACGGAAUGACUACAACUUCGACGAACCGAAGACCUCUGUCGGACCAAUCGAGCAGGGCGCUUCAGACGAACUUGAAGUGGUGGAUUCGGAACAUCCGACAACCAUCGUAGAGCAACAACCGGAACCGACUGAUGGGCCGAGCAACACCAACAGCAAGGACAUCGUCGACUUCGAAACGCUCAAGAUCAAAACUCUCGGAGUAAACUUGGACGCCAGCGUCUUGUCCGACGAAGGAAUCGCUACCAAGUACGACGAGGUGGAAGAUGAAGAAACGAAUCCAAAAUUCGAUGAGAACAUCGACGAUAAGGAAUACGUCGAGCCGACGAAGAUCAAGGAGGAAAUCGCCAAGAAAAAAGACGAACACACCAAUGAAGUGUUGGAAGAGCCGGUUAUCAAGAUUGCCGAAGAACGAGUUGACCGGCUGGAAGUUGAAGAAAUGCCUCAAAAGGUUGCCCUUUCGUUGAAGAAACUCGAGGAAGAGGAGCACGAAAUCAUGCAUGCUGUUGAGAGCCAAGUUUCCAGGAGAAGGUACAACGUGAGAAGGUCAUUCUUGUCCGGGGAUAUCGCUUCGGCGCUUAGCGGCAAUUCUCUGGUAGGAAGGAAAAUCGAUGCCAAAGAGGGAGAUGUGGACAAUCAGAAGGAAUCCAAGAUGCUGCUGUUCAACGGGCUGUACUAUCGGGGAAGCUGGGCCAGUCCGUUCCAGAUGAAAUCCGAAGAGGGCUCGUUCCUAACUAACGGUCAGCGCAGACAGGUAAUGACGAUGCGGACGACCGGGCAAUUCGAUAUCGGCUUUAGCCAGGAGCUGGACGCGAGGUUCAUUCAGCUGCCAUAUAAUAACUCUCGCUACUCGCUGCUGGUGAUGGUGCCGAACAAACCGGACGGCCUCCGAGAGCUGAUCAAGAACUUCAAGAGCAACAGCCUGAGCAGUGCUCAGCUGUCGCUGGCCCCGCAGGCGGUGGAGGUAACGAUGCCCAAGUUCCAGAUCGACACGACCAGCCGGGCGGAGAAAGCCCUAGCCAAGCUGGGACUGAUCACGAUGUUUACGUCGAAGGCCGACCUGUCCGGAAUCACCGAAGAGCAGAAGGUCCACGUCGACGAGCUGGUUCAGCACGUGUCGAUUCGAGUCGACGAAGGAUCCAGCAGUGAGACGGCCCUGUCUGCCUUCAACGCUGUCGAAGCUAAAUCCGGCGAUGUCGAGCUGGCCGAGACUACGGUGCAACCGAUCGAGCCCAAGGAACAGUUCGUCGUCGAUAGGCCGUUUGUGUUUUUCGUGCGGGACACCCUGGACGAUGUGGUGAUUGUGGCCGGGAAAAUCACCGACAUUCCGGAAACGAUGCAGUGAUCGCCUCCUUCCGGGAAGCAUCUCCCAGCAGCCUAGGCUAGUGACAGCAAAGUAUAAAUUAACGUUUUAGUUAAGACCCUCCCUACGUCUUCCUUUAGGACUCAUUUUUAGAAACCUUACCCAGACAUUUGAAGUUGCAUUCAUCAGCAUUUCAGGGUAGUCUUCGUUCCAUUUUAGCGUCAUUUUUAUUUAUCUUCCUUGCCAUUGCAACGAAAAACAAAUCAGCACAGCUUCACAGGAACCAUACUUCGCACAACUUUCCACGUUAGUCAACUCUGAAAAUCGAAGUUAUUCAAAUACAUCGAAUCAUCAUGACUAGAAGAAGGAAUUUAAAACUUGAAGAAAAUUUUAUUCUGAAAAACAUACAUCGAAUAAUAAUUAACCUGAAGACAUCGAAAAAUUUUCGUCUGAAAUUAAUAAAACAACAUUAAAGGAUUUCGCAUCUUGUAGAGCUCUAUCACAAGAUGGCGAUAAUUUGCAAUCGAAAAUAAAACGUAUGACGAAACGUAUCGGUACAGUAAGAACCCACGAUGGACAAACAACAACAUUAGUCUAAUUAAUCUUUCCAAGAUACGGGUAAACUAUUUUGGAAUUGAGUUAAAUAAGAACGACACGCAUAAAGGGUUCCCGAUGUCAUAAACACAAAAGUCGAUAGGGAUUUUCAGAGUUGCAACCACAAUUCCACACAAAUACACAUCAUGAUCAUUCUCGGUAUUGAUGAAUGCAGUUUCGAUUUAUUUGUUUAGAAAAAAGUAUCAGUACAAGUAUGAUAAAAAUACUCUCGAAUCUUAGAAAGCAAACAAAAACUAGCCAGCAUCAUUUUCGUCGCACCCAAAUCUGCCACCAUGGAGUAGUUGUAACGCAUAGAUUAUACUAUACGAUAUGAAUAAAUUAUUUUAAUCUGAAA
Molecule: messenger RNA, 3050 nt
Organism: Uranotaenia lowii
Lineage: Eukaryota; Metazoa; Arthropoda; Insecta; Diptera; Culicidae
Product: serpin B4
Exons: 8
Coding region: 323-2143 (606 amino acids)
Molecular function (GO): serine-type endopeptidase inhibitor activity
Source: RefSeq, a predicted model, not a curated record